Molecule: messenger RNA, 1152 nt
Organism: Gracilinanus agilis (Agile Gracile Mouse Opossum)
Lineage: Eukaryota; Metazoa; Chordata; Mammalia; Didelphimorphia; Didelphidae
Gene: STXBP6
Product: syntaxin binding protein 6
Exons: 6
Coding region: 90-722 (210 amino acids)
Biological process (GO): regulation of SNARE complex assembly; Golgi to plasma membrane transport; exocytosis
Cellular component (GO): plasma membrane; exocyst
Molecular function (GO): phosphatidylinositol-4,5-bisphosphate binding
Source: RefSeq, a predicted model, not a curated record
GCCGAGGAGCGUGCCGCGCACUUGUACCUCUGGGAGCCCGAGCCGCGUUGCAAGAGAAAUUACUGGGCACCUUCCAUCUCUGAUCUACAAUGAGUGCCAAAUCUGCAAUCAGCAAAGAAAUUUUUGCACCCCUUGAUGAGCGAAUGCUGGGAGCUGUCCAAGUCAAGCGGAGGACAAAGAAAAAGAUUCCUUUCCUAGCAACUGGGGGUCAGGGUGAAUAUCUAACCUACAUCUGCCUAUCAGUGACAAACAAAAAGCCCACACAAGCAUCUAUCACAAAGGUCAAACAAUUUGAAGGCUCUACAUCUUUUGUACGACGGUCUCAAUGGAUGCUUGACCAGCUCCGCCAGGUUAAUGGUAUCGAUCCUAACCGGGAUUCUGCAGAAUUUGAUUUGCUAUUUGAAAAUGCUUUUGACCAAUGGGUGGCCAGCACAGCUUCAGAAAAAUGCACCUUUUUUCAGAUUCUCCAUCAUACUUGUCAGCGGUACCUAACAGACAAGAAGCCAGAAUUUAUUAAUUGUCAGUCCAAGAUUAUGGGAGGAAACAGCAUACUUCAUUCAGCAGCAGACAGUGUAACAAGCGCAGUACAGAAGGCCAGCCAGGCCUUGAAUGAACGUGGGGAAAGGUUAGGUCGAGCAGAAGAAAAGACAGAAGAUAUGAAGAACAGUGCCCAGCAGUUUGCUGAAACUGCCCACAAGCUUGCCAUGAAGCAUAAGUGCUGAAGUACUCACUGCCUAUCCUGAUGACCCUCCCAAGAGAAAUGGAAAAGAUUGGUUCAGCAGUUUUUACAAGAAUUCCAAAAUUCCACCUGCUUCUUGUUACCAAUUCAUUGGAAAUUGGUUUGUGUUCUUUUCAGACAUUAGUACUGGGGAGAGGAUAAAGUUAUUGUGUUUUUACAUUUCUGUAGUGACCUUCUUAAGAAAUGCUGCACUAUAUUCAAUUGGGGGGGGGAGGAUUUUUUUCGGUCUUUUUUCUCCAAAAUGUCUUAGAUGUUUUAUUUGGUUUAUAAGUAAGAAAAUAAGAAAAUUGGACCAAAUAACUUGAACAGGGUGAAAACUGGCAAAAUCUGUUUUUUUCCUUGAUACGAAACAGGAAGGCAUUUUAAUUUGGCUACAUCUAAUGUUAUUGUUUCUGUAAGAAAAUAAAAUUCAA